ACCACGAGCAGGCUGCAAGGUAGCCGCGUUGAUCUGAGCCUCGUCAUUCACGGGUUUCUUCCUCCACUCUAUACUUACGACUUGACCUUACCAAGCAAGGCACUCUACUGAUCUCGUUAGCAUACGUCUACGAGGUCGUCUUCGAUCCCGAGACUCGUCCUUCUUUUCGGCAAACGUCAGAACAGAGUUCCCCACGCAACCUUCGGGGUAUCAUUUGCAAACAACAAUGAGCGCCGACUCCAUCCCCGAUUUCCUUGCGCAGCAGCGCGAUGAAGCUCCGGAGGAGCUCCAGCAUCUUAUCCUAGGAUUCGAGGAUCUGUGGGAGCGGAAGCUCUGGCACCAGCUGACGAAUGUGGUCGGCGAAUUCUUCUCACAUCCUGGCAGCGCACCUCAGCGUUUAGACUUCUACAAGGUCUUCAUCCUCAAGUUUGCAGAUAAGAUCAAUCAGCUGAAGCUGGUAGACCUGGCCCUGAAAGCGGCAACGGAGUGCGACGAUGACGACGAACGCCUCGAGUUCCUGCAAGGUGUUGCGAAGAAGGUCGACCACCCGAAUUCCCAGGAUGCCUUCGUAUACGCCUCCGUAGCUGUUGCCAGAGUGAAGCUGGAUCUAGAAGACCUUGAUGGUGCCAGGAAGGACCUCGAGUCAGCCGAGAGGAUAUUGGACACCUUCGAUUCCGUCGAGAAGAUCAUACACGCCGCCUUCUAUGACGCAAAUGCCACUUACUAUCAGCGCAAGAUGGAUUUCGCCGCCUACUACCGCAACGCCCUACUCUAUCUCGCCUGCAUCGAUAUCAACUCUUUGACACAAGCAGAGAGUCAUGCCCGCGCCCACCACCUGAGCAUUGCCGCCCUGCUCUCCGACAGCAUCUACAAUUUCGGCGAGCUGCUUCUGCAUCCGAUCCUCGACGCCCUCAAAACGAACAAGCAGCAUGCCUGGCUGCGGGAUCUCCUAUUCGCAUUCAACCGGGGCGACCUUGCCGCCUUUGAUGUCCUCUACGGCAACAUAACCAACACUCCCCUCCUCAACGCGCACGCAAACCACCUCCGCCAGAAGAUCUAUCUGGCUGCUCUGACCGAAGCCAUCUUCCGUCGCCCCCCCCACGACCGCGCCAUGACCUUCGCCGACAUUGCCUCCGAAACGAAGGUCCGCCCCGACGAGAUCGAACAUCUGAUCAUGAGGGCGUUGAGCUUGGGUCUGCUCCGGGGCACCAUCGAUCAAGUGGAUGAGGUGGCGCACAUCACUUGGGUGCAGCCCAAGGUCUUGGACAUGAAGCAGAUCGAAAACAUGCGGCAGAGACUCCUGGACUGGGACUCGAGUGUAAAUCAGCUCGGCAACUGGAUUGAGACAGCGGGCGGAGAUGUGUGGGCAGCAUAACUUGGGAAGGGCGAGGAAUGCGUCUCGUGGUCGGAGUCAGGAGAAGAGCAGGCUGAGACGAUUAGCGCCUAGUGUAGGACCGCUGCAGCUCUUAGACCGUUGACUCUGGCGACCAGAAGCUAUGUACAACAACUUAAGGAGGAUGUUGAAGCGCCAAUGAUGAUCCCCCUUGUUGGUAACCACGUAAAACGGCCAAAGGUCCAUAGCACGAGAGACUUCUUCACAAUAUCCCAAGAGUAACAAAUAAAGGGUUUCAAGACAACUGCAUGCACGUUGGAAAUACGACGACUUGAAAGAAAAGAGGCGGUAUGCCGAUGUGAUAAUUACCAAUACUACCUCAGGA
Molecule: messenger RNA, 1718 nt
Organism: Sodiomyces alkalinus F11
Lineage: Eukaryota; Fungi; Ascomycota; Sordariomycetes; Glomerellales; Plectosphaerellaceae
Product: 26S proteasome regulatory subunit RPN9
Exons: 3
Coding region: 227-1375 (382 amino acids)
Biological process (GO): ubiquitin-dependent protein catabolic process
Cellular component (GO): nucleus; cytosol; proteasome regulatory particle, lid subcomplex
Molecular function (GO): structural molecule activity
Source: RefSeq, a predicted model, not a curated record